Messenger RNA from Chionomys nivalis (European snow vole), 288 nucleotides. Its product is annotated as translation machinery-associated protein 7-like. The transcript has a single exon. The coding region runs from base 1 to 288 and encodes 95 amino acids. The record is from RefSeq and is a predicted model, not a curated record. NCBI's taxonomy places the organism in Eukaryota, Metazoa, Chordata, Mammalia, Rodentia, Cricetidae.
AUGUUGGGCCGGGAAGGUGGCAGAAAGAAGCCCCUGAAACAGCCCAAGAACCAGGCCAAGGAAGUGGACGAGGAAGAUAAGGCUUCCAAGCAGAAACAAAAAGAGGAGCAGAAGAAACUCGAGGAGCUAAAAGCCAAGGCCGCGGGGAAGGAACCCCUGGCCACAGGUGGAAUUAAGAAAUCUGGCAAAAGUAAGCUGUUCCUCAUAUCUGAGAUGAUGGUGACCCUCUUCCAUUCCUAUUUAAACAUCUGGAUUCCCUGCCAUAACAUCUUUGCCAUCUACAGCUAG